Molecule: messenger RNA, 1548 nt
Organism: Aspergillus sclerotioniger CBS 115572
Lineage: Eukaryota; Fungi; Ascomycota; Eurotiomycetes; Eurotiales; Aspergillaceae
Exons: 3
Coding region: 1-1548 (515 amino acids)
Source: RefSeq, a predicted model, not a curated record
AUGAAAUGUGUGAUAGAAUCCAACGAUACGUGUCGUCGCUGUCGUCGCUCUGGUCUUCCUUGUAUCUUUGUCCCCCGAGCUAACGCCGCCACCCUACCAGACGGGAUCAUGGCUACACGAGACGGUGAUUUUAAGGAUGAUGUCCUUCGUAGGCUCCGCAUCAUUGAGGAUAGGCUGGGUCUUUCCGGUGCAUCGAGACCCGCAGUGGAGUCACCACCUUCCCACAAUGAAGACAUUUCGCCGGACUUUAGUGGUUUGGGUGCGCUAUGGGAUGCAGUUGUGAUCCUUGAGAGGACGGCCCCCAGUUGGAUUCCGGGUUCCGUCUGGCGCAAGAGUACCGUCAAGGGCCUUUGGUUAUCAUUUCAUGAUCGCAUGCCUGGUCUCCAUUUUAUGCCUCGCAAGCAGACCUUCUCAGCACCCCAGCCUUUACUCGUGGCGUCGAUUCUGUUCUGCUCUAGCGUGCGUGGCCCACCGGAUGUCGCCGAGCAGGCGUCACACUAUUUAUCGGUGGUCUGCCACGCGAUCGCGCAGUUGAGUAUUCCAGGUAGUGAGGUGGGAAAGGUGCCCGGAGACCCCGAAGAGUGGGCAUUUCAGACCGUGCUCGGCUUGGUCCUAGCAGGACUCCUCACAGAGGCGGUUCAUCGAGAAACUGGAAUUUGGAUCUCGAUUGCUUACCGCCUCAUCUUGGAAAAUUGCCCCGCCCACAUCGAUGAGACCUCCCGGGAAUGGCGCAAGCUGUUCAGUGGGUUGCAGAUCAUUGAUUUGGAACAUGCCUCGCUUCAUCUAUCCUGUCCCAUCAUUCCGAUCGAGUGUCCGCUGCUCGGGUUACAGACGUCCAACCGGGAUCAGCUGUACCGACUCUCUCGGAUGAUGCAUACGGGACUGACACAUUUCACCGGGAGGGGUCUACCUACCAUUUGGUCGUGCUUUACAGGUCAAAUGCCGGGUCCGGGAAGUUCGACGAGCAACUUCACCGCCGUUGACGCGGCGGUAAUCCGGGACUGGGCCCGGCAGUUGGAUGAAUGGUUGGUCGAGUUCAGCCAUAGUGCGGAGGGCUCGGAGCAGGAUCUUAAGCUAGUCUUUCGCCAAUACGUGCUACACAGAUUGGUCGUUCUGUCGAUCUAUCAUCCGGCUAGGGGCUGUGAUCUCUGGUCCAACAGUACCACGCCACAAGAGCAACAGGAGCUACUUCUAUCGGCGAGAGCCACACUCAAAUUGCACUCACACGAUGACUCAAUUUGGUCCAAUUGGGACCAAGUCAUGAUCACCUGGGCGGCGCUGAUUGUGAUACAAGGUAUCGAAGGAGGUGCUGGCGAGCCAGACGAUCUUCUCGGCAUACGAAUCCACCUGGAAAAGCUCAAGCAGGUGAUGGGACUCGGCGACAAACUCGUUGCCCGCUUGGAAGCAAGUCUCACUAAUGUCCACACGCCAGUCGGGCCACAGGACGGCGCCGCGGAUACCGGGAUAAUGGGCCCUGCGGACCAAUCCUGGCAAAUCUUUGACCAAGCUAGCUUGCAGUCGAUGAUGUAUUCGAACUGGAUGGCCUAA